GAGCGGCCUCUCGCGAGCGUGCGCUCCUCGCCGUCGCCCUGCUCCGAGGACGUGACGAUCCAGCCGUUCCGUGCCGACAGCCCGGCCAGCGAGAUUGCCAAUAACUUGGCGAUGGGCGCGAUCUCGGCGGCCAUCCUGUCAGACCUUGGGGAGCAGGCGGAUACUGAAGGGGUCGUCGUCGAGAUCAGCGAGGCCGAUGCAGAUGACGAGGCGCCCCUGGCCGAGGAGAUCCGGGCCCUGAUCAGCUCGCCAGGGGACAGCCUGCUGCACUCCAGCCUGGGCAGCUUUCCAGAGACCGUGAACAGCCAGGGGCGCUCCGUGCUGGAAUCCGACUCGGUCGCGCAGGACCUGCUCGAGCCUCCAGACAGCCCACGGCACACCGGCCAGCUCAGCAGCGCGGUCACGCUUGGGAGUGAGGAGACCUCCGCGCUGGAGGGCGAUGAGGCUAUUCAGGAACGCCUGGCUGCUAUGAUCCAGGACAGCGUGGCCGCAUCCGACUCCCCGCACCACGAGUUGCCAGGGCGCCCAGACAGUGUUAUGGGAAGCCAUGAGGAUUCCGUGCGGGGAUGUGAGGCAGGCAGCGUCGCCAUGGAUUCGGAGGCUGGCCCCGCUGCCGAGGCGGCGUCGCUGACCGCCGCCUUGGCGGACGCGGUGUUCUGA
Messenger RNA from Prorocentrum cordatum, 660 nucleotides. Lineage: Eukaryota; Dinophyceae; Prorocentrales; Prorocentraceae. The record is from the annotation of a GenBank genome assembly.